This is a messenger RNA of Chelonoidis abingdonii (Abingdon island giant tortoise), 599 nucleotides long. RefSeq names its product fatty acid-binding protein, liver-like. Gene Ontology annotation, molecular function: lipid binding. Lineage: Eukaryota; Metazoa; Chordata; Testudines; Testudinidae. The record is from RefSeq and is a predicted model, not a curated record.
UGCCAGGAGCUGUAGAAAGGAGCCACACUGCUCGAGAAAUGGAGCAGUACAAACCUUAUCAGGCACAAGAAAGGAGGCUCUGAGCAUUUAAUUCAGUAGAUGGCUGCUCCAUUCUCUUUCUGGCAUCACUGCCAUACUGUACUGCACCAUCCAUAAUGGCAUUCAAUGGAACAUGGCAGGUCUAUUCUCAAGAGAACUAUGAAGAAUUUCUGAAAGCCCUUGCAUUGGCAGAUGAUGUCAUCAAGGUUGCCAAAGACAUUAAGCCUGUUAUUGAAAUACAACAAAAUGGAAACAACUUUGUUGUGACAUCAAAAACACCUAAGCAGUCUCUAACAAAUUCAUUUACUCUGGGGAAAGAGGCUGACAUCACUACUAUGGAUGGCAAAAAAAUAAAGUGCACAGUUAACAUGAUAGGUGGGAAGCUUGUGUGCAAAACAGAAACAUUCUCCCAUGAACAGGAAGUUAAAGGAAAUGAAAUGGUGGAGACACUGACUGUUGGUUCAGCAGCACUCAUCAGAAAAAGCAAGAAAGUAUAAACAAUAAGAAGUAUUCUAUUUUGGACAUUUUUAUAUUCCAGCAUUAAAGCGCAUUUGCCAUCA